AUGCGCUGGAGCCCCUUUGCCUGGGCCAUUGUUGUCAGACUAGGACUCGCUGCAGUCCCUAAGAGAGAUCAAUUGACGACAAGUCUGCCUGCAAGCAAUGGCUUCAUUAGGCCCAGCCUUGGCCUCGACAGGUCAAAAAAUUGCUCUGUGAACUGCCAGUCAGACCAGUUGGCUAUGACAAACUUUCAUUGGCUGGAGGCCACAGUUACGGAGACGAUCAUAGCCGAAACGAUAGUAACUAUCAUUAAUCCCCAGAAGAACCGCUCGAGGUGUGGUUCAAAUGUUUCUUCGAUAGUUUCACCAGAUCUGUUCUCGGAGACUGCCCUUUUCCUCACCGAGACAUCAACGUCAACAGAGAAUGAUGACGACGAUGACGAUACGUGGACAGAAAGAACUGAACUCCAAUCAAAUGUGCCAUCCUCGCGAAGCACGGAAGUCUUUGCUGCAGAAAGCCCGUCUAUCGACAUAAAGCCUUCCGAAAGUUCAAUCACAGCGCCUGCGGUUCCUGCAGGAACUUUGGCGACAGCAGUUGCAGCGAAGACUGGAGGUCCCAACGUACAAGAUAAUAACCCGAGCUCUCUUGUGGAUAUCGAUACACAAGCUUUACCAGACACUGUCGACGAUAGUUCAGACUCACCGAGUGCAGACUCCGGUAUUGGCAAGACUGCUGAUGCAACGACAAUGAGUGAGACUGUUGAACCAAAGAAGCACUCGAUCGACGGAAACGUCGACAGUGCUGUGGAACCAGGUAUUGGUUUCCUCAGGACACCGGACGGCCCCUCAGCACCUGCCGUAUCAUACAGCCCUUCAGCGUUGGUUACAUUCAAUGGCCAAACACUUACCCAACUUUCUCCAUCACAAUUCAUAUUACAAGCCCACACCCUUGAUCUACCAGUUGCCACCACCCUUGGUUCAGCUCCUGAUUCUACGCCCAUCGCGAUACAGAUGAAAGGGAAUGAUCUCGUUUUCUCUGUGGGCUCAUCAUCGACAGAAGUUCCACUUAAUUCUGUGCCAACAGACACUCCGCUGGGCUUCCAAUUCGGCACCAAAGCACUCACACCAGACAAAGAAGGGUUUAUCAUGAUAGCUGGACAGACUGUAAAGCCAGGAGGGUCCGCCAUUCAUGCUCAGGGCACGUCCAUCUCUUUGGCUUCAGAUGGAAGUGCUGUAGUGAUUGAUGGUAGCACACAAAGUAUUACUCGGCUCGGAAACCCCACCGCAGCAGCAGUGGCAGCGUUUGGGGAUGAUCUGAUAACCUCAAAUUCCCGUGGCGAGUACGUUGUCGGUGGAAAGACUGUAGCUGCUGGAGCACCAGCAAUAGAAGUUUCGGGCACGCCUAUCUCGCUGGCUUCAGAUGGAAAGUCAAUCAUCGUCGGGGACAAGACGCAAACACUCCUUACACCCAACGAGGUAGCGACAAUUAUGGCUUUGAAAGUUGGCGGCCAAACAGUGCAGCAAAAUAGCCAAGGCCUCUAUGUGGUCGACGGGCAAACAGUCAACCCAGGAGCGCCUGCCAUUUCUGUAUCGGGCACACCCAUCUCGCUUGACCCAGCUGGCAGUGAGGCUGUUGUCGGCGGAGUCACGCAAACACUGUCGCCUAUGCAGACACCAUCUGUAAGUCUAAAGCCGCUAGUAUUCGGCGACCAAACGAUCAGACCCGAUGCCCAAAGUCGCUACGUGAUCAAGGGGCAGACGCUCACACCUGGUGGAGCAGUCACCGUUGAUGAUACGAUAGUCUCAUUUGCGCCAAACGGCUCAGAAGUUGUUGUGGGGACAAGCACAGAAAGUCUCAAUAACCCGAGCUCGAGUGCAUCUAGCGGUCGGAACGGUUCGAGUAAUCCGAGUGGUGUGAUUGGGACUCAGCCUUUUGUUGAAAAUAGCGCCGCGGGAAAAGUAAGCCUGGAGGCAUUCAUCCUCGUGGCGAUCGUAAUGUGCAGAAUGAUAGUUUAG
This is a messenger RNA of Bacidia gigantensis, 1950 nucleotides long. RefSeq lists its product as uncharacterized. Bases 1 to 1950 code for a protein of 649 amino acids. NCBI's taxonomy places the organism in Eukaryota, Fungi, Ascomycota, Lecanoromycetes, Lecanorales, Ramalinaceae. The record is from RefSeq and is a predicted model, not a curated record. The transcript is spliced from 2 exons.